CAUUCCCAUGCCUAGGGCUGUGUUACGAUCAUUGUGCAGUGGCCUGCAUGUUCCUCUCCAGUCCCUACGUGUUGUCGUUAUUCUCUCCCCAAGGCCUCCAUUGCGACCUCCCAGCUCGGAUCACUACCGUUGGCCCGACAACUACUACGACUAUGCACUGCAGUGCGUGUGAGCUCAAUUCCACCAAGCCGCACCGGCACAAAUGGUUCGAGCCCACCAGCCAGCACACCAUCGUGGUGGACGCCAAUGGCUCCGGCGACUUCUUGUCUGUCCAAGAGGCCGUCGACUCCGUCCCGGAGAACAACACCAAGCGUGUCAUCAUUCACAUCCAUGCUGGUUGCUACAUAGAGAAGGUAGUGGUGCCGGCGACGAAGCCGUACGUGACGUUCCAAGGGGCCGGCAGAAACGUUACGGUGAUCGAGUGGCACGACCGGGCCAGCGAUCGAGGACCCAACGGGCAACAACUACGGACUUAUAAUACGGCUUCUGUGACUGUUUUUGCUAACCAUUUCAGUGCUAAGAACAUUAGCUUCAAGAACACGGCUCCAGCACCGAUGCCGGGCAUGGAAGGAUGGCAAGCUGCAGCAUUCCGCAUCUCAGGCGACAAGGCGUACUUCUUCGGCUGCGGCUUCUACGGCGCGCAGGACACCCUCUGCGACGACGCGGGGCGACACUACUUCAAGGAUUGCUACAUCGAGGGAUCCAUCGACUUCAUCUUCGGCAAUGGCAGAUCCAUGUACAAGGAUUGUCAACUCCACUCGAUCGCAAAUCGGUUUGGAUCCGUCGCAGCUCAGGACAGGAACAGCCCGUGCGAAAGAACUGGAUUCGCCUUCGUGAACUGCCGAGUGACAGGCUCAGGCAAGCUCUACGUGGGGCGAGCCAUGGGGCAGUACUCGAGGAUCGUCUUCGCUUACACCUACUUCGACGACGUGGUCGCGCCGGGCGGGUGGGACGACUGGAAUCACAACAGCAACAAGAACAAGACGGCGUUCUUCGGCGUCUAUAGAUGCUACGGUCCCGGUGCAGCAGCAGUGCGUGGUGUUUCGUGGGCUCGAGAGCUCGAUUUCGAGACGGCACGGCCGUUCCUCGUCAAAAGUUUCGUGAACGGAAGACAUUGGCUCGGCCCUUCCGACCCCUGAGCUGAAACAGACAAACUCUUCAAACAAUGGCUCACACACUCUUCAAACAAUAUCUCACACAUUUGUAAUCUCCAUACAGCAAAACAUAGAAGUUGAUGCCAUCAUACCAGCAAAUUAUUUCAUUAUUUCUUCUGAUCAUUCCAUCAUUCAUAUUUGUAUUCGAACCACGCAAUAAGUGGCAAGCAUGUAUUUCUUGGAAUAAUAUAGUGAGAGUUUGAUGUUUACCCAA
Musa acuminata AAA Group (dessert banana) is the source of this 1368-nucleotide messenger RNA. Its product is annotated as probable pectinesterase 68. Gene Ontology annotation, biological process: pectin catabolic process; cell wall modification. Lineage: Eukaryota; Viridiplantae; Streptophyta; Magnoliopsida; Zingiberales; Musaceae. The record is from RefSeq and is a predicted model, not a curated record. The coding region runs from base 48 to 1139 and encodes 363 amino acids. The transcript is spliced from 6 exons. Gene Ontology annotation, molecular function: pectinesterase activity.